AGUUUGUAUCGACAGGUUCACAGGGAGAAAUAAGCCGUCGUGAUGAUCAAAUCUAUCCUGGUCGUUCUCGCAGCUGUAGUCGCAGUUCAGAGCAGCGAGUGGUUAGAUCACUUGAAAAAACGAAGCGCGCAUCUAUCCGUACCUAUUGAUUCAAACUUGGACGGCGAGGACGAAGAGAAAUACUUUAAUCGAAAAGACAAUUGGAAAAAAGAAAUACUUGCGGCGAUGAACGACGAGAAUUUACACGAAAGUGAGGUUGACAUUGCCAACAACGUUGAGGAACGCGACUUUGUCGUGAACAGAUUGCAGAGCAUUUUCGAAAGGGUCGUGGACAACUCGAAAGUAUAAACGUCAAAGUGAAAGUUUUCAGUUUAAUAAUCAACCGUGUAGAGAAAACAAGGAUGAAAAAAACCAAGGUUUCA
Messenger RNA from Phymastichus coffea, 422 nucleotides. RefSeq lists its product as uncharacterized. The record is from RefSeq and is a predicted model, not a curated record. The coding region runs from base 43 to 348 and encodes 101 amino acids. Lineage: Eukaryota; Metazoa; Arthropoda; Insecta; Hymenoptera; Eulophidae. The transcript is spliced from 2 exons.